AUGCCUGAAAGCAUAGCUCAACGAUUAAUUGCUGGAGAAACAUUUAUUUCAGACAAGUACGAGGAGGUGACAUGUUUUUUCAGUGAUUUAUACGGAUUGUUGGAUUUAAAUCUUUCUGCAUUUGAAUUGGUUCAAACCUUAAAUUUGAUAAUUCACCAAUUUGAUGAUUUGACCUUGACAUUAAAUUUAGAGAAAAUCAAAACAAUUGGAUCAAAAUAUUUCUGUUGUGGAGGUUUGAAACAAGAUUCAGCGGCAGAAUUACCUCACUGGGAACGAAUGUUUGAUUUUUCGAUUCAAUUAUUUGACAUUGUUGAGUCGUUCCGUGAAGAGAAUGGUCUCAAUAUUGGAUUGAAAGUUGGUAUGCAUGUUGGACCAGUGGUGGCAGGAAUUUGCGGAACUUUGAAAUAUGCAUUUGAUAUUUGGGGAGAUACUGUGAAUACCGCCAGUAGAAUGGAGAGCACAUGUCCAAAAGGUCACAUUCAAGUCACAUCCAUCUGUUAUCAAAAAUUGAAAGACAAGUAUAAAUUUUCCGAACAAAGUGUUGAAGUUAAAGGAAAAGGUUUAAUGCAGACCUUUCUUUUCAAACCAGAGAGAAAUUCAUCCAAUGGAGUACUACUUCUUAAUACCGAACCCAUUAGCUCUAGCGACAGUCUUGGUUCUAAACCAAGUUUGAAAGCACUGUUAGUUGGUUCCCCUUUAAGAAAUGCCAUUCAAGACCUUCUUGUCUCAAAUAGUAAUGAGGAAGGAACUCAUCAAGAUUAA
Naegleria fowleri is the source of this 762-nucleotide messenger RNA. RefSeq lists its product as uncharacterized. Gene Ontology annotation, biological process: cGMP biosynthetic process; intracellular signal transduction; receptor guanylyl cyclase signaling pathway. NCBI's taxonomy places the organism in Eukaryota, Heterolobosea, Eutetramitea, Acrasida, Naegleriidae. The record is from RefSeq and is a predicted model, not a curated record. The coding region runs from base 1 to 762 and encodes 253 amino acids. Gene Ontology annotation, molecular function: guanylate cyclase activity; peptide receptor activity. The transcript has 2 exons.